Capra hircus (goat) is the source of this 480-nucleotide messenger RNA. It is a transcript of the gene LY6K, whose product is annotated as lymphocyte antigen 6 complex, locus K. The transcript is spliced from 3 exons. Gene Ontology annotation, biological process: binding of sperm to zona pellucida. NCBI's taxonomy places the organism in Eukaryota, Metazoa, Chordata, Mammalia, Artiodactyla, Bovidae. The coding region runs from base 1 to 480 and encodes 159 amino acids. Gene Ontology annotation, cellular component: acrosomal vesicle. The record is from RefSeq and is a predicted model, not a curated record.
AUGGAAAUGUCACUGGAAAUGAUAACCCUCCUUGCUUUGCUUCUGGUCUUGGGUCUGCCACGGGUGGAGAGCAAUCUCACCGUGUCUGGAAGACAAGCGGCUGCCCUGAGGUGUCACGUUUGUGAACAGGAGAACAGUUUCGAAUGCGAAGCACCACAAAACUGUGACAGGGGCUCUACAUAUUGUAUCUCUGCCGCCGUGAGAAUAUUUCCACGGUUCUACCUUACUUCCAAGCAGUGUGCACUGAACUGUGGGAUGCAUGAGACACUUUCGCGGAUGGCCAGGUCGUUCGUGCUCAUAAAGCCCACACCCUUUCUGUUCGUGGCAUGCUGUACAUCCAACCUGUGCAACGUCCAGCAACCAGUCAUCAAAGAAAACACAGAAGAUGAUUACUUUAAGGACCAAGGCAGGGGCAGCAAAGCUGGGCUGAUGCCUUUCCUGACACUGGCCUCUGUGCUUCUGGGCCUCAGGCUGCUGUGA